AUGGUUGAUGUUGAUGAAGCAGAUAUCGCUGUGUUGAAUCAGAAUUUGAUCAAGUCCAAAGAUCUAUUCAAUUCAAUCUCCAAGUCAUUAACCACCAUUUCCACCAAAUCAACAAAUGCAUCAACAAGAAUCAAACCUAUAUUGAAAGAUGUCAAUAAACUUACAAACGAUAACAAACAGAUCGAAAGAGGUAUUGAAACGUUACAGGAAGUUAGUGGAUAUGCCGAAAAGGCCAGUAAUUAUGAAACAAUCUUAUCAACAUCAAUUGAUGUUAUAGGAGUGAAGAAGUAUAUCGAUACCUUGAACAGACUGAAAGUAUUAUUGAUGGAAAUGAAGUCUAAGAUAAAGAAAUUCCUUGGGAUUUUGAUCAAUUUUGAAAACUUAAUAGAUAAAAGUGAAUUGAACCUUGUGAAUUAUUUCAAGAAACAGAUGAUAAACAAUAAAUUCAAUGAUGUUAUGACAAUAAUUCAAUAUUUCCAAAGUGAUAAUAAACAGAUCAAUAAGAUUUUGGUUGAUUCCAGAUCAGGUAAAAUGGUUGAAAAAAUGAAAACUGUAGAGAAAGCAGUUGAGUUCAAACCUAAACCUAUGGGACCUUCAAAUCCUCCAUAUGAAAAGGGAACUAAUGGAUUGAAUAUUUAUUUAAGAGAAUUAAUGGAUUUAUUGACUAAAGAAAUGGAAAUUUUAGAUAAAUUAGAAAGCACAAGAUUAUUCAACAUGAUAAUUGACCAUACAAUGGAUAAUUUUAACGAUAUCCUUGAAAAGAAUUACAUAUCAUUUUUCAAUGAUUCCAAUUUGAUCUUGAAUGAUAUAUUGAUAUUAGAAAUAAUUGAAAUUUUGAAUGAUUUCAUUGAACAUUUUAACCAAUUUGAAAACAUUAAAAACUUCAAAGUUAAUUUAACCAUCACCAAAUUGAUUAACAUCAUAAAGAACUUCCCUAAAGAAUUCUUCAAAUACAUCGAACAAAAGAUUCUUACAAUAGAUAAGAUGAAUGAAUUAAAUCAAACGGGAAUUGUUGUUGAAUUGAUAACCAAAUUAAGAAAACAAUCUGAUUUCCCCAAUGGAUUAAGUAGAAUUAUCGAAUAUUAUAAAUUGGGAGAUUGGCUUAAUAUCAAACCAACAUUAAGAUUCAUAUCAGUUUAUACAUCAGUAAUCAAGAAUGAUAAUUUAACUGAUAAUGUAUCCAAUUAUUGCAGUGAUUUAAUUGAUUGUAUAAUGAUAAAUAUGGAAAUAAGUUUGAAAGAAUUCAAGAAAUCCACUCAAGGAUAUUAUUUAAUGAAAGAUAUGAUUUUAUUAGAAACUAUGGUGAACAGAUCACAAAAUUUAUUUGAUAUUCUAGGUAGUACUGGAUUAGAAAGAAUCAAUAAGUUGAAAAAAAGAUUCUUGAACUUAUUCUUAGAAGAUUGGAAUCACGCAAGUUAUUUAAUCAUUAAAGAAAUGACAGAAAUUAAUGCUUUGGUAGCAAUGAAUCAAAAAGAUAAAGAAAAAGAUCUAAUAAAGAAGGUUUUUGAAAGGUUCAACGAGGCUUUUGAUGAAGCAUGUAAAAAUUAUGAAAAAUUCAAUAUAAAUGAUCCAAACUUGAAGAAUUACUUGAAUAGUGAAAUCAAGAAAUUAAUUUUGAAUUCAUACUUUAAAUUAUACGAUAAAUAUGGAGAUAAUUUAAGGUCCAAGAAAUAUGUUAGAUAUAAUAAGCUUGAGUUUGAAAAUAUAGUUAACGAUCGAUUAAAAUAA
This is a messenger RNA of Yamadazyma jaroonii, 1728 nucleotides long. Lineage: Eukaryota; Fungi; Ascomycota; Pichiomycetes; Serinales; Debaryomycetaceae. The record is from the annotation of a GenBank genome assembly.